AUGACUAGCCCGUGGCCAUUCGCCCAAUGGGGACUCGAUCUCAUUGGCCCAAUGCCGCAAGGCACGGGUCAGCUUAAAUUAGCAGUUGUAGUCGUCGAUUACUUCACCAAAUGGACUGAGGUUGAAGCCCUCACAACAAUAACGGCAGCUAAGAUCGAACACUUUGUAUGGAAGAACAUCCUAUGCCGAUUCGGCCUACCAAACGUCAUCGUAACGGACAACGGCAAGCAAUUCGACUACUCACGGUUUCGGCAUCUCCGCUCCCGAUUCAACAUCAGCAUCUUCUUUGCAUCUCCGGCACAUCCACAAUCCAAUGGGCAGGUAGAAGCCAUCAACAAGAUCAUCAAGAAAACAUUGAAGAAGAAGCUGGGAGCCGCCAAGGGCAAUUGGCCUGCCAUACUACCAGAAGCACUAUGGGCCAUCAAUACCUCCUACCGAAGGUCAACUGGUGAGACACCGUUCUCCCUAGCCUUCGGUACCGAAGCUGUCGUACCAGUAGAAGUACAUGCGCCCACAUGCCGAACGCCAUCUUACAACCCUCAAAAGAAUGAACAGCAGCUCGCCCUCAAUCUGGAUCUCAUUGACGAACACCGAUCGCAAGCACAGCUCCAGAAUGCUACCUACAAACAACGAACGGCUCGGUAUUACGACUCGCACGCACUCUCGGCCCCUCAUGGGAAGGACCCUAUGAAAUUGUCAGCAUCUGCUGACCCGGCAAAUACCGAUUACGUGGCUCCGACUGUCAAACCCUCGGCCACCCUUGGAAUGUCGAACAUUUAA
Messenger RNA from Prunus armeniaca (apricot), 780 nucleotides. NCBI's taxonomy places the organism in Eukaryota, Viridiplantae, Streptophyta, Magnoliopsida, Rosales, Rosaceae. The record is from the annotation of a GenBank genome assembly.